This is a messenger RNA of Argentina anserina (silverweed cinquefoil), 2929 nucleotides long. RefSeq lists its product as uncharacterized. Bases 1 to 2742 code for a protein of 913 amino acids. Gene Ontology annotation, biological process: mismatch repair; negative regulation of DNA recombination. Lineage: Eukaryota; Viridiplantae; Streptophyta; Magnoliopsida; Rosales; Rosaceae. The record is from RefSeq and is a predicted model, not a curated record. Gene Ontology annotation, molecular function: mismatched DNA binding; ATP binding; ATP hydrolysis activity. The transcript has 5 exons.
AUGCUCAGCUCUCUCACUCCGUUCAACCUAACCUUCUUCGUCCCCAAAUCUUCAACCCUCUUCUCCAAACCCCCCGCCGCCGCCGCUCACUUCUCUCUCUCCGACUCAAACCCCAACCACCUCGCCCACUCCCUCCAGUCCGAAACCCUCGAGAUUCUCGAAUGGGCCUCCGUCUGCAACCGCCUCUCCGCCCUCGCCUCCACCUCCAUGGGCUUCUCCGCCGCGCACAAGGCCCAAAUCCCCCUCGGGAAGUCCAAAUCCGAGAGCCAGAAGCUUCUAGACCAAACCGCCGCCGCGGUCUCCGCCAUCGCGGCGAUCGGUUCUCCGCCGCCUGAUUUCCACUCCAUUGAGGACGUCUCGGAGAUCGUAAGCGCCGCCGUGUCCGGGAAAUUGCUCACUAUCAACGAGCUCUGCUCCGUUCGGAGGACUCUGAUCGCCGCCAAGGCCUUGUUCGAGGAGCUCAAAUCCCUAGCUUCGAAAGCAAAUUCCAAUAGGUACUUGCCAUUGCUAGAAAUACUUGAGGAUUGUGAUUUUCUAGUGAAGCUGGAGAGGACUAUAGGGCUGUGCAUAGACUGCAAUCUUUCGGAGAUUCUCGACACGGCUAGUGAGGACUUGGAGAUCAUUAGGUUUGAGAAGAAGAGGAAUAUGGAGAAAUUGGAUGCAUUGUUGAAGGAAAUGUCGUUUAAGAUAUUUAAGGCAGGCGGGAUUGAUAGUCCUUUGGUGACAAAGCGCAGGGCGAGGAUGUGCGUGGGUGUUAGGGCUAGGUACAAGUAUUUGGUCCCCGAUGGGGUUGUGUUGGAUGCUAGUAGUUCUGGCGUGACGUACUUUAUGGAGCCGAGUGAGGCGGUGGAGUUGAACAACAUGGAAGUGAGGCUGUCGAAUGCUGAGAAGGCUGAGGAGAUUGGCAUUUUGAGCUUCCUUACAUCAGAAAUUGCAAAGUCAGAAGCGGAGAUAGUUUAUUUGUUGGAUAAGAUUGUAGAAGUUGAUCUUGCUUUUGCGAGAGCUGCUUAUGCUCAGUGGAUUAAUGGGGUACGCCCAAUUUUCAGUUCCAAGGAUGGGAAAGAUUUCAAUAAGGAAGGAGCUGAGAUGGGGAUAUCAGUAGAUAUUGAAGGAAUACAACAUCCUUUGCUCCUUGAGUCAUCUCUUAAAAGUUUGUCUUGUUCCCUUGCAUCCAGUUCUAGAAGCUCACUUUCCUCCAAAGAUGGAAAUGAUGUAAAAAUGGCUUAUCGGAGUUUAUCUAGUGGUGUAUCUGAUUUUCCAGUGCCAAUAGAUAUCAAAAUUGGAUAUGGAACCCGAGUGGUUGUAAUCUCAGGGCCUAACACUGGUGGGAAAACAGCUUCUAUGAAAACUUUAGGCCUGGCAUCUCUUAUGUCAAAAGCCGGAAUGUAUCUGCCUGCUAAAAGCCAGCCAAAGCUUCCGUGGUUUGAUCUUGUUCUAGCUGAUAUUGGAGAUCAACAGUCCCUGGAGCAAAGCCUCUCAACAUUUAGUGGACACAUAUCACGGAUCCGUAAUAUUUUGGAAGUCGCAUCAAAAGAAUCACUUGUCCUCAUUGAUGAGAUUGGUAGUGGAACUGAUCCUUCAGAAGGCGUGGCUCUCUCUACUAGCAUAUUGCAAUAUCUCAAAGAUCGAGUUAACUUAGCUGUUGCUACUACUCAUUAUGCGGACUUAAGUCUUCUAAAAGAAACAGAUCACCAAUUUGAAAAUGCAGCCAUGGAGUUUUCUCCAGAAACCUUACAGCCAACUUAUCAGGUCCUGUGGGGAAGUAUUGGUGACUCUAAUGCAUUGAGUAUUGCUAAAACAAUUGGUUUUAACCAACAAAUAAUUGAACGUGCAAAAGAUUGGGUGGAAAGGUUAAGGCCAGAAAAGCAGCAAGAGCGUAAAGGUUUGCUAUAUCAGUCAUUAAUAGAGGAAAGAAACAGACUGGAAGCUCAGGCGAAGAUGGCGGCAUCUCUUCAUUCAGAAACCCGGGAUAUUUAUCAUGAGAUCCAAGAUGAGGCAGAAGAUCUUGACGAGCGCAAGAGAGCGCUUAUGGCAAAAGAAUCCCUACAGAUUCAGAAAGAAUUGAAGAUUGUAAAAUCUCAGUUGGAAGCUGUGCUUCAUGAGUUUGAUAAUCGGAUGAAAAAUGCUGGUACUGAUCAGUUGAAUUUGCUGAUUAAAAAAUCAGAAGCUGCAAUUGCAUCUAUUAUUGAGGCUCACAGUCCUAAAGAUGGAUUUUUGGUGAGUGAGACAUCUGAGACCACAUACACACCUCAAUAUGGGGAAAAAGUCUAUUUGAAGGGACUCAGAGAUAAGGUAGCUACUGUAGUUGAGGCACCUGGAGAUGAUGGGACAGUGCUGGUUCAAUAUGGUAAAAUUAAGGUUAGGUUGAAGAGUAAUGAGAUCAGAGCUAUUCCUAGUAGUGAUAAGACUGCCACGACGAAUUCUGCCCCACGUUUGAAGCGGCAGGUUCGGCAGAGCCUAACUGCUGAAAGCAAAGAUGGGGAGGUUUCUUAUAGUCCAGCAGUACAAACAUCAAAGAACACAGUGGAUCUCCGUGGCAUGAGGGCAGAGGAGGCUUCUUACAAUUUGGACAUGGCUAUUGCUGCUAGAGAGUCUCAGUCAGUUCUUUUUGUUGUACAUGGUAUGGGCACAGGGGUUAUCAAAGAGCGAGCACUUGAAAUUUUAAGGAAACAUCCACGAGUAGCCAAGUUUGAAGCAGAAAGUCCAAUGAAUUAUGGUUGUACAGUUGCAUACAUCAAGUAAAAUGGCCCGUCUUCUGGUUAGUGAUCCUUGUUAAUACUCACACACAAACACAAACAUGGCAAUGAUUAUCUAGAUUGUCAUUUUGUAAAAUCGCAGUCAUCAAUCUUACUGUGGCUGAAAUCUGUACAUUUUGCCACCUUUUUGUCUAUAAUUUCAUCAUUUCAAUGAUUACAGAAACACCAUUAUG